UUAUGGGAUUGUUACUUUUGAAUGUUCUCUAAACAUUUUUAAACAAUUUGUUAACGAACAUCCGCCUCGUUUGUAACAAAAUGUUAAAGGGUUAGUUCACCCAGAAGAAGAGAAGAUAUUGUUGAAUAAAGUCGUUAUUUUUGUUUUGUUUUUGCGCACAAAAAGUAUUCUCGUCGCUUCAUAAAAUUAAAGUUGAACCACUGCAGUCACGUCGACUAUUUUAACGAUGUUUUAACAUGUUUUAACGAAAAUUUAAGACCUUCAUUCAUCUUCAGACCACAAAUUAAGAUAUUUUUGAUGAAAUCCGAUGGCUCAGUGAGGCCUGCAUUGCCAGCAAAAUAAUUAACACUUUCAGAUGCCCAGAAAGCUACUAAAGACAUUUAAAACAGUUCAUGUGACUACAGUGGUUCAACCUUAAUGUUACGAAGCGACAAGAGUACUUUCUGUGCGAAGCUUUACGAAUCUUUUGUUUCGAAUCGUGGCUCGGAGCAAACCAAGUACAGGUCUCUGCAGGACAGUAAUAGGAGGGGCAUUUUUGAGAGCAUUACCUGAUUUGCCUAUGUCAGAGUGUGGGUAGGGUUUAGGGGAUCAUUUUCAUUGCAUGAUUUAUAAACACCCACCACAAAUUCAGAAACGCCCACUUUUGUUUCGCAGAGACCUCAUACUCUAUCAAACUGCCAAAGUCACGCCCCCCAGUGGUGAACCAUUGAAAUUUUGAAACACUUGAUGAAGCCUAGUUUACUGAAGUCAUGUGACUUUGGCAGUUUGAUACACGCUCCGAAACACUGAUUUGAAACAAAAGAUUCGUAAAGCUUCGAAGCUUCAUGAAGCAGUGUUUUGAAAUCGUCCAUCACUAGAUAUUGUUGAAUAAAGCGGUUAUUUUGUUUUUUUUCUUGGCGCACAAAAAGUAUUCUUGUCGCUUCAUAACAUUAAAGGCUGAUUUAUACUUCUGCGUCGGACCUACGUUGGAGCCUCUGCGCCAUAGGCUAUGCAUUUUUUUUCAUUUAUACUUCUGCGUCGUUGUCCGCGUCGACUUGUAUGCAGACCACUAGUAGGCAGUGUCCGUGGUCAUGUUGAGUAUCAAGGCAAAAGCCGAAGAAGCAGCAGCUUGUCAUGUACGUUGUCAGAAAAGCUUACAAAUAGAAGCGGCAAGUAGGUAACGACUUUUGUUGCAGUAUGACUGCAUGUGUCCCCUGAAACAGAUCGUUUGUUCAUUCCUAUGGAAGUUGAAAAUGCUCACUCUUCUCCGAUUGCUCCGCGCCAGUUUUUUGACCUGAGGGAGGGGUUCUAGCAGACCAAUCACAGCGCUUGCGGUCCGCAUAGAAUUGAGGCGUUGUUACAUUUUUUAAGAGGUGCACGUCAGGCUACGGCGUAGGCUACGCUUGGUACACUACAUUCGACGCAGAAGUAUAAAUCAGCCUUAAGGUCGAACCACUGUAGUCACAUGAACUGUUUUAAAUAUGUUUUUAGUAGCUUUCUGGGCAUUGAAAGUGUUAAUUAUCUUCCUGUCAAUGGAGGCCUCACUGAGCCAUCGGAUUUUAUCAAAAAUAUCUUAAUUUGUGUUCUGAAGAUGAACGAAGGUCGAAUGGGUGUGGAACGACAUGAAGAAGAAGACCUUGAAGUCGUUGAAGACAUCAAAUGUGAUGAAGGCCUAGCUGUUCGCCUUGGAAAACCUAAAGCAGAAUGUCAGAAGCACAAACUCAAAAUACCCAAAACAAAUAAAAUGAAAAACUUCUUGAAAGGAAAGUUCAAGAGAAAAUCAAAAUUUGAAGCUCCUCUCACCCCUACAGCUCUGUUAGAAGUUGACUUUGAUACCACUGAAGGCAUAGCAGAUUCUUCUGUUGAUCCUGAAGAAGAAUGUCAGAAACACAAAAUCAAAAUAUCAGACAAAAUGAAAAAUGUAUUCUCAAUGAGAUGGCAGAGGAAUACAAAACCCUGUGAAACUCAAUCAGUGGGCUUGGAUUUCAUAGGGAACCUCAAUGAGAACCAUCUGGAAGCUGAAGACCGUCUCUUUGGUUCAAAUGAAGUGGCCAAGGCAGAAGAUGAGUCCCAUGAGAUUUUGCGACUGAAGAUGGCCAUCCAUGACUCUUUCAAUGAGGACAAUCAGGAGACACUCAAGAGUGCAUUGGCUUCAAUAUUUCAAGAGGGGACACAGGGCAGAUGCUGGAAUGAAGUAGUUGUGGAUGAGCAUCCAAUAUGGAGUCCUAUGAAGUGCAGACAGAUCAAGACACUACUCAAGAUUGUCGUUGAAGAACGAAUGAAGACUGCAGAAAAACGGGAGAAUAAAGCAGACCAGCUUUCUACCUCCUUGAAGAGAGAGGUGUGUCGAAUGGGCAAACAAGUCCAAAAAGACCUGCUCAGAGUGGUCCGAAAUCUGAGAGAAUGUUACCCUCCAGAGUUUGACAUCUGCAGAACGUAUGCUCGACUCUACCAUCAAACCUUCUCCACCAGACUCCAAGAGCUCGCCAGAUCCAGUGUCGAUUUUGAGGAUUGCCUCUAUAUAUUGAGUUGGAUUGUGGAUUACUACCCAAAAAAUAUAUUGAAGCACAAAGAACUAGAGGAGCACAUCAACAAUUCAUCACUUGGACCUUUGUUACCUGAAGAAGAUCUUACGAGAUUGGAGGAACAGUACUUCUCAUACAAAGAGAAUGAAGUCAGAAAGUGGUUAUUCACUGCUCUUGAGAAAGAAGUGAAAAAAUGGAGUGAUGGCUUCGAACCAGAGAUUAUGGAUGGAUACUACUUCAGUAACCUGGCUGCAGAUGUUUUACCACUUGUUGAUAUAACUGUAAGUGACGUCAAAGCACUUUUAGGCUCUGAAAGUAAAGCCUGGUGUCUUCUAACCCAGCUAGACAGCUUUCUGACAAGUAGCUAUAAAACAAGUCUGGAGAAACUUGUCAAAAGAAAACCAAAAAACAUUCCUAAAAUUCUCAGUGCUAAUCUGGUUGACAUUCACCACUUUAGGGAUUAUGUACAAAGACCAGAACAUCUUUUCUCAGAAGACACCAGAACCGCCUGCCUGUCCACAUUAGCAGACCUUAAAAACAUCUGUCACAAAUACUUCCUCAGUCGAAUUCACACAGAACUGAAGCCGCUGUACCGUAAGCUGUGGACUCAAGCCUGGUUUGCUGGACAUUGUGAGGUUGUGGAGGAGCUGAUGAAGGCGCUUGAGGAUAACAUGGAUCAAUUCAAAGAGCUAAAGCCUGUCUGCCGAGAGGAACUGCUGGCUGAGCUGCAUAUAGAAGUAACGGUUGAGUACGUGAGACGAAUGAUGAAGAGAAAACUGAAACUGAAGGACAAAGAACAGCAAGAAGCAGCUGCAGAGUUCAUCUGCCACGACAACAGUAAAAUCUGCUCUGUGUUUGCCAAAGUGGGAUCCAAAGAGGAAUGGCUCUGUCAAAUACUGCCCAAAUUAUCAGAGAUUCUGAGACUGCAGGAUCUUGGGAGUUUGCAGCUUGAGAUUGCGACUCUGGCAAGAGACUAUCCUGACAUUAGUGAGCAGCAAAUUCUUGCUGUCCUGAACCUGAAGACCAACCUUUCAAGCUCAGAUUUGUGCAGCAUCGAAGUGUGUUUGAGUGAAAACAGAAGCAGGCCGAACACAGAGUCCUCCCCUGCCUUCUUCUCUAAAGUACUCGUCAAACAGGACACUCUCUGUUACAACAGUUGCAACUGAGAACUCAUUGAUAUUAUUCUUUUAAAGUUUUUCUAUAAUAAUUUUACAUGUCUCUUCAAACAAAGGUCAAGAACAUAGGUAUAGUCCAUCUCAAGUGGUCCAAUGGAGGUUGUCUGACCAUUUUUAUAUACUUUAUAUUUUUAUAUACUUUUUACUUAUUUUAGCAUAUUUUACUGUCAACAGCAUUUAACUGAAAACUUUUUCCCCCUAAAUAUAAGCAUUAUUCUUACAAUCUAUAAAUGCAUAUACAAGUAUGUUUAAAUACAAGAAAAUAUCUAGACACACAGGGUUUGGACAAUGAAACUGAAACACCUGGUUGUAGACCACAUUAAUUUAUUAGUAUGGUGCAGGGCCAAUAUAGCAUCAAUUCGUCUUGGGAAUGACAGAUAGCUCAAAAAAAAUUAAAGGAACACUUUUUAAUCAGAGAAUAGCAUCAAGUCAGUUAAACUCUUGGGAUAUUGAUCUAGUCAGUUAAGUAGCAGAGGGGGUUGUUAAUCAGUUUCAGCUGCUUUGGUGUUAAUGAAAUUAACAACAGGUGCACUAGAUGGGCAACAAUGAGACAACUACCAAAAAAGGAAUGGUUUUAGGAAUGGCCACUGACAUUUUUUUCCCUACUCAUCUUUUGUCACUACUGGUAGCAUGAGGCGAUAUGUGGACCCUACAGAGGUCGCACAGGCAGUCCAACUCCUCCAGUAUGGCACAUCAAUACGUGCCAUUGCCAGAAGGUUUGCUGUGUCUCCCAGCACAGUCUCAAGAGCAUGGAGGAGAUUCCAGGAAACCGGCAGUUACUCUAGGAGAGCUGGACAGGGCCGUAGAAGGUCCUUAACCCAUCAGCAGGACCGGUAUCUGCUCCUUUGUGCAAGGAGGAACAGGAUGAGCACUGCCAGAGCCCUACAAAAUGACCUCCAGCAGGUCACUGGUGUGAAUGUCUCUGACCAAACAAUCAGAAACAGACUUCAUGAGGGUGGGCUGAGGGCCCGACGUCUUCUAGUGGGCCCUGUGCUCACUGCCCGGCAUCGUGGAGCUCGAUUGGCAUUUGCCAUUAAACACCAGAAUUGGCAGGUCUGCCACUGGCGCCUUGUGCUUUUCACAGAUGAGAGCAGGUUCACCCUGAGCACAUGUGACAGAUGUGAAAGGGUCUGGAGAAGCCGUGGAGAACAUUAAGCUGCCUGUAACAUCGUUCAGCAUGACCGGUUUGGUGGUGGAUCAGUGAUGGUCUGGGGAGGCAUAUCCAUGGAGGGAUGCACAGACCUCUACAGGCUAGACAAUGGCACCCUGACUGCCAUUAGGUAUUGGGAUGAAAUCCUUGGACCCAUUGUCAGACCCAGCUCUAGUACAGUGGGUUCCUCCUGGGUUCCUUCCUUCCUUCCUUCCUUCCUCAUGUGGCGAGAGUAUGCAGGCAGUUCUUGGAGGAUGAAGGGAUUGAUACCAUUGAAUGGACCCCACGCUCGCCUGACCUAAAUCCAAUAGAACACCUCUGGGACAUUAUGUUUCGGUCCAUCCGACGCCGCCAGGUUGCACCUCAGACUGUCAAGGAGCUCAGUGAUGUCCUGGUCCAGAUCUGGGAGGAAAUACCCCAGGACACCAUCUGUCGUCUCAUUAGGAGCAUGCCCGGAUGGUGUCAGGCAUGCAUACAAGCAUGUGGAGGCCAUACAAACUGCUGAGUAUCAUUUUGAGUUGCUGCAAUGAAAUUUCAGCAAAAUGGACUAGCCUGCUGCAUCAUUUUUUCACUUUGAUUUUCGGGGUUUCUUUGAAUUCAGUCAUCUGAAGUAGGUUGAUAAUUUUCAUUUCCAUCAAACGAUUUGGCAUCCUUUAGAGCAGUGUAUUUUACAGUGACCAGAGGGAUUUUGAGCCAUUUCCUUUCCAGAAGAGUGUCCAGGUCACUAGGACCCUGUUUACACCUGGUAUUAAGAUGCAUUUUGGAUGAUCUGAUCACAAGUAGACGAGGAAGACACAUACAUCUGGUGUUUUAAUCCGUCACUUUUGUACACUUCCCACCACUUCUGUCCUGAUUUCUUUGAGGGGAGGGUCUUUCAGAUCUUUCAAUCUAAUGGACAAAAUAAGCUAGCACAAUUUACAUAUGAACUUGACCGGAGACAACGGAAAAACACGGAGAGUAUCAGCUUUUGUUUCUGCUCUGACAGCCGCAAGACCAGCUGAAUGCUGUGAGUGUGUGUUAGAAAUCAGGAAUGGUGAGAGAACAUUGUGCUUGGUACGUUUUUCAUCUUCAAAACCAAACUUAGGUCUUCAGCCGACAAAGUUUAAAUCCUGUCUGGCUAGCGAGUUUCCCAUAAUGUUUACGUGUUAGGUCAGAAGGUGGAGAGCAGGCGGUCUUUUGUGGCUGUUCGAACACGUUCGAUCACAUGAGUGUUUACACUACGAAAGCAAUCCGGUCGAAUGAGUUUUCAACUACCUCUGGAAGUGGUAGAAAGUGGACAAGCUCAAAGCGUUUUACACCCCAUUUACACCUGUAUUUAGCGUUGCCCACUUGUGAUCUGAUCGACCAAAACGCAUCUAAAUACCAGCUGGAAACAGGGCCUAUGUGAUGCUGGUGAAAGAAAACAUUUUUUGACUUGCUCCUCCAAAGUGGCUCAAAAAUAUUCAGAUCUGGUGACUGUUCAGGCCAUAGAUGUUCAACUUCACUUUAAUGUUCAUCAAACCAUUCUGUCACCAGUCUUGCUAUGUGUAUUGGUGCAUUAUCAUGCUGAUACACGACACCCCCAUUCAGGGUACAAUAUUUGAAGCAUUAGGUGCACAUGGUCCUCCAGAAUGGUUUGGCAGUCCUUGGUAGUAAUACACCCAUCAAGCACAGUAGGGAAUGCCAUGAUUUUGCAGCCUAAACCAUCACUGAUCCACCGCCGUGCUUCACUGGGUGUUAAGCCUCUUUGGGUCUUCUCCACACCAUAACUCCCACAGAUUUGAGAAACACAGUGAAGGUGGACUCAUCAAUACAUGUUUCACAUUGUUCACAGCCCAAGAUCUGCACUGUUGGCAUCUAUGAAACUCAUAUUUGGCAUUGGCAUCAGGAUCAAAGGUUUAGCUAUAGCAGCACGACCAUCAAUAUUGACUCUGUGGAGCUCCUGACAAACAGUUUUGAUGGAAACAGGAGGUCGAGGUGUGAAUUUAAUUCUGCAGUGAGUUGGGUAGCUGUGGUUUUGUUUUUUGGAUACAAUCCAGGUUAGUACCCGGACAUUGCUUUCAGACAGCUUCCUCUUGCGUCAACAGUUACUCCCAUUAGGUUCAUCCUUCAUGGUGGUAUGCCAACAUUACCCUGAACAUCAGCUCUCAGUACACCACAAAGACUUGCUGUCCUGGUCACAGAUGAGCCAGCGAUAUGCGCACCAACAAUUUGUCUUCUUUUGAACUCUCAUGUCUCCCAUUAUGUUGUGUGGGUUGCAAUAUUUUAUAUACAGCUCUGCUAAUUCAACCUUCAUGCUCGGCUCUAAAGGCCCGUUGACACCAAGAACAAUAACUAUAAUGCGUCCACACCAACGAACGAUAAUGGUCUGUUUAUUCAGCCUGGUCUCAUUGUUAAUACGUAGGUAUUAAUACGUAACUUUCAAAGACACAAAACGUACAUUUUUGUACGUUUAGAAAGGUGCUAAAACGUACAAUAUUGACGUAAUUAUGGCACUAAAACGUAAAAAUACUUACGUUUUUACAGCGAAAAAAAAACAAAUCUUAUCAUGUCUUAAAGAUAUUGUUUUUCGGUGUGUAUUUUGAUCUUAACACCUUUAACCUUAUUAUUUAUUAUUCUCAGGUUAGGUAAAGUAAGUCGAGUCUGGCCUAAAUUAUAAGCAUUUAAAAUUACUUACAAUUUGGUCAGAAGACUCCUCUGUGGUACGUUCUUGUUCAAAGUCUUAAAACACUAUAAAUCAAGCCAAGGUAGGCAGCUUUUGUAAUCAAUUAAAUUUCUUUUAAUUGGUUACUUUUCUUUUUAUAAUAAACAAAAAUGUAAAGGCAAAGAAAACUUCAUCAUUAAGGUAUAAAAUACAGUAAUCACUCUUUUGAGUCAAAGGUGUAGUCAGCUCUGGGCUUCCCAUCUUCAGCUUGGGGUUUCUUGUCCUCAGCUCUGGGCUUCUAGGCGUCGGGGGAAGCGUAUCAGUAUCCGAAGAGGCAAUCAACUCAUCAGUCUUUUAUACUCCUGCUGUUUAUUGCAGACGUUGGGUUAUCUUCUUGAUUGACGUAUGUUGUAACUUUCCCAAAGUUUCCAGAUCCUUCUCAAGGCCUCGCAGGUGCGAGCUGUCUGGCUUUUGUGUCCUUGAACUCCAGUAAACUCAUCCAAGAUGGCUGAUGUCCUUAUAAGGUUCUAGGAGUAGAACCACAGUUCUCUGUGUCCUUGAGCACACACACAUAGGACCACACACACAUAGCCAACAAUAACUGUACAUCUCUGGCCAUACAGUAUAAUACAUUUCUUAGAAACAAACAAAAAUAAAUAAUAAUAUUGUAAGCAAUGCCUAAUAUUUAAUACAUUGGCCAAAUGUGUAGCAACAGACUUCCAAAAUUUAAACAAGGAGGCAGGGUAAUUGCAUUUUCUUGAUUUAAUACAACAAUAUAUGUAUAAUUUCCCUUUUAUCGUUUUGUAGAUAAAUGUAAGAUCCCUAAACCCCAUCCCGAACCUAAACAUACCCAUUUUAUACAGAAUGUUAAAAGAAUAAAACAUAUUGGGCAGAAAUGUGUAGGAAAAUGACAAUUUUAGUAAAAAUAUAACAUUAAAACGAUAUUUUGAGCCACCAAUCCUACACCUGCCCCUAAACCUACCCAUAACCAUUUCUUUAAACUAUCUACUAAUAUAAAUAAAAGAAUGACCGAUAAACAGGCGUAAUCACAAUAAUUUAUUUAUUUAUUUAUUUAUUUUUUUGGCGAAAAUGUCAAAAGUGGUACCAAAAGUAGUUCAAAUGAUGAUGAGUUCCAGUCACAGUCCUCUCUGGCGGUAAUAGUUUUUAUAGGGUACAGAGCAGAAUUUAACUUAUUAAUCCAUGAAAAUAUGAUAAAUCCGGCUUCUCUCCGCGAAGGCGCGCACUCAUUUCAAAUGUCAAUCCACUGAAACACGGCAUGUCGCAAUCUGUGACGAAGGUGAGAACCAAUGAGCGUUCGUUAUCAGUGCCGUAAACCAUGUCGUAACGCUUCUCGAGGUUGGCGCUACUUUCAAAUUUGAAUCAUAAUGGUCGCUGUUGCUGAGAAUCAAAAUGAAGAUCGAUGGAUAAAGGGCUGAAUUUGGAUCUGUUCCUUACAAACAUAUGGAUUCGAAAGAUUGGGAGUACAGCGAACAAAUAAAAUUGAUGUGAUUUGUGAAUUUAUGUUGUGUUUUGGUGUAUCUUAUGGUUGUAUGUCAAUCGCUGCAUAGGAGAAAACGCCUUCUGUGUCGCACAGCAAACAAACUAAAUAUUACAAAGUGGUUAAACAAUUACAGAAAAUUUAUUCAUAAGGUUUUAAAUUGUAGUCUUGUUUAACAUUAUGCAAUCCUCUGAAACGAGCAGCACAAGUCACGAACAGAAAUGUUAUAUUAAGUAGAUGAGUAAACUGCUUUCAAUAAAUUUGACUAAAAACAACAUUAAAUCAUUAAAGCCACGAUUUUAAUAUUAAUACAUGGGAAUUCAUAUACAUUCACACUUUACGUUACAUGAUUUACGUUUUUAUUGCUGUUAAUACGUAAGUAUUUUUACGUUUUAGUCCUCUAAAUAUGUCAGUGUUGUACGUUUUUGUGUGUAUGAAAACGUAAGUAAAUGUACGUGUGGUAGAACCACAAUUUACGUAAAAAUACACACGUAUUCUCAUGAGAUCACGUUGGUUUAUUCUAAUGUUCUAAUGUUUGUUCUCAUGUUUUUGCUGUUCUUGUUGCAUUUACACGACAUAACCAGCAGAUGUCCUCAGCAUGCUAUCCCAGCAAACAUCGUGUCCCUGGCCAAAAAUAGUCGCGGUAGGACGGCAUAAAUCGAUAAAAAAUAUGAAACACAGAACAUUUAGCCUACUAAAAAUGCAUUCGGAUAUGUUUGUACAUGUCUACAAUUCUAUGGGGUUGCAUACAUAAUUGUUACUUUGACUUUUAGCUACCUGUAGUUAAAUAUAUACUAAUUAAUUAAUUAAUAAGAUAACGUCAAGGAGGUCCGUUCAAAUUUCAUUUUGGAACUAUUUUUCAACCAUGACGGACGUGUCAGAGGUUAUCGUAGUUAAAUAUUUAGUGUAAUCGAUCUAAUCUAACAGUGAAAUUAGCUGACGAAGGACAAUAUAGUGGAAUAAAAACAACACAUAGUCUUUUUCACUGAAACUUCAAAGGAAGCAAGAUAAUGUUGUCGAAACUUGCGCUGGAUGCCUGAGGUAAUUCUGUUCUGUUUGCUAGCCUAGUAUAAUGAGCUCAUCGUUAAUACUUCUCACCAUUUAUUCCGAGGGUAUGACUGAUUGUUUUCCAUAUAUCCAUUUUCUUUAAAGUAUCCUUGAAAAGGAGGUUGACUUGUCAAACAGUGGUAGCUUUUGCUGAACCUUGAGGCGAUUAACUUCUCGCAAUGUCGUCUGCCAUUUUAAAUGCACAAGGCCUUAAAUUAACGGAUUCUGAUUGGCUGUCAGUGUUUCAUCGUGCAACAGCUGGAAAAAAUCCAUCUGAAAGUGAUCCCAACCAUAUUGUUUCUCUAUCGUUAUAGCUGAGGUGUGGUGGACAGUGCUAUUCUUUUAUAUUUAGAAUGAUUUUUAGAACUAUAUCUUUAUCGUUCUUGGUGUGAACCCUUUACUGAUUGGCCAGCAACCUCCAACAGUAGCUAUAUUGACCAGUGUUUCAGUUUCAUUGUCCAACCCCUGUAUGUCUAAUUUCAAUCUAUACAUUACAUUAUUAAAAUCCUUCAAUCAGUAUUUACUCUUGUUUGUAACUGGAAUUUGUUGGUAGCCUAUAUAAAUGUUUUGUAAACUAAUGUUCAAAUGUUAAGGUCAGUAAGAUUUUAUUCGAAAGAAAUGUGAACUUUUUAUUAAUCAAAUAUCCUGACAGGGAAAAAAAAUAUCACAGUUUCCAUAAAAAUAUUAAGCAAUAUAAUAACAAAUGUUUUGAGAGCACCAAAUCUUCAAAAUAGAUUUAAAUAAGACCUAAACAAAACUUCUUUUCUCUGAUGCAUCAGACGUCUUGGUGGCUGUGCUCGAUAUAUCAUGAUAUGUGAUAUGUCAUCCUCACUGUCCCCGUCAGUCCUUCAUAAGCAGUGUCCUCAGCCUCAAUGACGUUCUUCCACUCCAGUUAUUCUAAACAACAUUAUCUUUCCUGUUUACAGUGACUCAACAGUGCCUCCCUCAACACUGACUGUGUCACUGAAAGGAAUCUUUGUUUAAUUAUAAUGGAAGUGUGAACCUGAGUUUGUGCUGACUGGCUUCAUUGCCACCAGUUGAUUUUUUGUUGCCUUGAGACAUAUACAAUAAAAUUGACUGAAGCUGUUA
Molecule: messenger RNA, 11086 nt
Organism: Ctenopharyngodon idella (grass carp)
Lineage: Eukaryota; Metazoa; Chordata; Actinopteri; Cypriniformes; Xenocyprididae
Product: tumor necrosis factor alpha-induced protein 2-like
Exons: 13
Coding region: 1445-3670 (741 amino acids)
Biological process (GO): exocyst localization; exocytosis
Cellular component (GO): exocyst
Molecular function (GO): SNARE binding
Source: RefSeq, a predicted model, not a curated record